AUGAGUUUACACGACUUCGCUGUUGUAAUUAUCGUCAGCAUAUUAUUCGGAGUUGCAGACAGGGGACAGGCUGAAGAACAGAACGAUUUUUCAACACCGGUCGAAUGUGGACGGCGCCAUAUAAGGAAUACUGUUUCCGAAAGAAUCAUGAACGGCACCGACGCAAAACCGGGCAACUGGCCGUGGAUGGUGGGGCUGUAUACUCGCAACGAUACCUUUCAUUGCGGCGGCGUUUUAAUAAGCGAGCAAUUUGUGCUGACCGCUGCGCAUUGUUUUCACAACAAGAACGCCAGCUUUCUGUCUGCGCGUCUCGGAAGCACAAACAAAACAAGGGCCACAGAUUGUUCUGAUGAAACAACUCGACGUGACGCCGCAGAACGGAGUGACACAACAGAGAGCGACGCGACGCAGAACGUCAAGGUCACUUGCGUUGAUGUUGAGGUCUGCAUCCCAGUUCAGGACGACUGUAACUUCUUUAUGAAAGACAUUGCGAUAUUGAGAUUAAAAAGACCUGUAAACUUGACAGAUUUCAUUCGGCCAAUCUGCCUUCCGCAAAACUGCGUCGAACCGCGUUUAGACGUACGCACCUAUAUUGCAGGCUGGGGCAAAAUCGAAGUGGUUGAAGACUCGUACGAGUAUGACUACGAAAGCUAUGAAGACUCCGAAGAAGGAGGAGAUGACGAAAUUUCAGCGGAAGAAGAAAUAAGCGAAAGGUCACCUUCAGGACCAGCAGUAAUGGUGAAAGAUGACCAAACACACACGCUGAAAGAAAGAGAGAUUUGCCUUAUUACUAAGGAGGAAUGCGAACACCAACUUAACAGAACUGUACCGGACUAUACCGUAUGCUCCACUGGAGGAACAUGUCGAGGAGACAGCGGGGGACCAUUGAUGUACGAGGACAACGGAACGUGGUUCCUUGCUGGAAUCCAUUCCGCAUCAGAUCGUAAUUGCUAUGAGCCCGAGGUGCCAGCGAGACAUAUAAAAGCGUCAUAUUUCAUUUCAAAAUUGAUCGAACCCUUUAUGCAGCGAACUAAUAACAAUGAAGGAACGAAUAAUAGUGUAUGCGCCGCAGACGAGGCACGCAUAGAGUGUGUAACAAACUUUUAUGGGUCUUACAAUAUUUCAGUAGAACCCGAAACAAGUGAACAAUAAAAAAAUGCUUGUUGAUCCACU
This is a messenger RNA of Ixodes scapularis (black-legged tick), 1173 nucleotides long. Its product is annotated as enteropeptidase. Gene Ontology annotation, molecular function: serine-type endopeptidase activity. Bases 1 to 1152 code for a protein of 383 amino acids. The transcript is spliced from 6 exons. NCBI's taxonomy places the organism in Eukaryota, Metazoa, Arthropoda, Arachnida, Ixodida, Ixodidae. Gene Ontology annotation, biological process: proteolysis. The record is from RefSeq and is a predicted model, not a curated record.